AUGCCAUCAAGUUCACCGGAAAGACACUUGGUCGCACCGGACAACAGCAACAUCGCUUCCAGACAGGCAUCCCAAGACUCCGACCGCGAAGUGAAAUACCAAACAGGAUUGAUGCCCGCGGAAUAUGCCGGCCUCGAGGUGGCCUCGCCCUCACCGGGUAUGAAGUACUACCAGCCUGCGUCGGGCGCCGCCCCUGAACCAGUACCGGCACCCGCGCCGGGCGGAUACGCGCCCUCAGAGAACAAGACGUACACGGUGCCGAACUCGAAUCUGCGCUUCGUGCGCGAGUGCGGCAACAAUUACCCGAUGAACGACCUGGGCCACAUCCCGCUGACGAGGAUGGAGGAUUGCAUGAACCUGUGCGCGGCGCUCGCUGUCACGACGCAGAGCGCUGAUGGGCCUUGUGUGGGUGUGGCGUGGGUUACGGCGGGGAAGCAGGGGACGGAUGAGAAUUAUUGCUGGUUGAAGAGUGCCAAGGGGGCGCCGGAUCCGAAGGCGAAUAUUGAAGCUGCGUGGCUUGUGAGGACGUGA
Messenger RNA from Colletotrichum scovillei, 531 nucleotides. RefSeq lists its product as uncharacterized. The transcript is spliced from 2 exons. Bases 1 to 531 code for a protein of 176 amino acids. Lineage: Eukaryota; Fungi; Ascomycota; Sordariomycetes; Glomerellales; Glomerellaceae. The record is from RefSeq and is a predicted model, not a curated record.